This is a messenger RNA of Thalassophryne amazonica, 715 nucleotides long. Its product is annotated as protein-lysine methyltransferase METTL21C-like. Gene Ontology annotation, molecular function: protein-lysine N-methyltransferase activity. Lineage: Eukaryota; Metazoa; Chordata; Actinopteri; Batrachoidiformes; Batrachoididae. The coding region runs from base 1 to 567 and encodes 188 amino acids. The record is from RefSeq and is a predicted model, not a curated record. The transcript has 3 exons. Gene Ontology annotation, biological process: peptidyl-lysine methylation. Gene Ontology annotation, cellular component: cytosol; cytoplasm.
AUGGAGGCGGCAUCUGGUCGUGGGUCCGUCUUCAUGGAGAGGAAGACGGCCAAGGCAUUGUCCCUGUGCUACUUCCUGGACACCAACAGGAAGACUGUGAACCUGCAGGACAAGACGGUGCUGGAGCUGGGAGCAGGAACUGGACUGGUGUCAAUUGUAGCCAGUCUUCUGGGAGCUUCAGUUACAGCUACAGACUUACCGGAGUUGCUCGGUAACCUGAGGGCCAACGUGAUGAGGAACACCAGGGGCCGCUGCAGGUACACACCCCAAGUGGAAGAGCUGACCUGGAGCUACGACCUGGAGUAUUCCCACCCCACCUCCACUCAUCAUUACGACUAUGUGCUGGCCACGGAUGUGGUCUACCACCACAACUAUCUGGAUGAGCUUCUGGCCACAAUGAAACACUUCUGCCAACCAGGAACCACCGUGAUCUGGGCCAAUAAGUACAGACUCGAUGAUGACCUGACUUUCAUGGAAAACUUUAAAAAGGCUUUUCACGCCAUCCUGGUUGCCGAAGAUGGAGACAUUAAGAUUUUCAUGGGAAGUCACAGAGAGACCGAUGUGUGACUUAGAGCCAGUACUGCAGGGUGUUCACACAUCUGGAGGGACAAAACACCAUCAUCUUCACCUCCAAAUUCCUUUAAUCCCAUGUGAUUUAGAUGUAAAGCCUUUUUUUUUUCCUGAAAAGGUCACAUAUGUGCACCAUUUCAUUUUU